CCUAUUUCUCUCAGAUUUAGCAAUGGCUUUUCAGUAAUUGAUGAUUUUGUAGAGCUUUUAAGGAGAGCUACCAUUGACGGAAUUUAUAAAAGCUAUGUAAUGGCAUAAUUGUACACUGUUAAAGCUAUAUAGUGGUGUAAUUGUAUACUUGUAUACUGUAAUCUUGUUCAACAGCAGUGGAAUGAUUCUAUGGGAAAGGAAGAUCAGUAAAAUAUAGCUUACUAUGGUUUGUGUAACACCUUGGGAGAAGAUGUGCUAAAGCCAAUCAGAAUGUGACAGCCAAUUCAGACAAAGUUCAGUGCUGUAUCAGAGAGCAGUAAAAAUGGAAAACUUACGUAUUGGUUAUCCUGCCAGUUUUGAAAUGUUGCGCUGGAGCAGUAUGUACAGAUUAGCUUGGAAGACGAGUAGAAUUUGUGCAGGUAGUUUAAUUUUGUUUUGAAAAUAAACAGUUGAAAUAUCUGAAUGUCGGAUCCUGGUGCACCUUUUGUGUACAGUUUUGGGAAAAUGGAUUCGGCGGAUGAUGCAUAUUACAGUGAUAUGACGUCAGAUAUUUCCAGCGUAACCUCGGGACCAUCCCAUUCCUGCAGGCAGCGGCAGUCAUAUCAGAAACAUAACCGUGUAAGCAAGCACCAGGAGCAGCGCAUGGUUGAACACGGAGUUGGGGUCAUGGAGUCUCAUUAUGAUAAGGAGAACAGUAGUCCUGAUAGCGACGACCCGCAGAGUGGGAAUAUAUUUUCGUUUAUGCGUUCUGGCAGCGGAAAGGUUGUGCUCAACAAAGGGACAUCACUCCCAACAGAGUUAGAGGAACUUGAUGGGGAGAGUUGUGAUUGCCACUGUAUAGCCUGUUGCAGUUGCCAUAGUAACAGGGUGAAACAAGGUUGUUACGGACACAAUUGUGUGUGCAAGAAAAUGUCAGAUGGUGCAGAAUGUCAGAAUAGCGUAAAUAAAGACUUACCCAGCCCUACUGCCAUAGACUCUUGGGGUCACUUUAGUAAGCACAAAAGAAAUCAUUAUAAAUACCGUAGAAGCGAUUACUCAAGUGACAGUGAGGACGAGGCAUCAUCUACCUUGGGAAAGAAAAGUGCAAGUAACAUGACAUUAUUAGCUAAACAGAAAUCCCAUCUGCCAAGUAUCACUUUGACUAGACAAAAUUCCACAUCAUCCUCGCAAAGUUAUGAUAAAUCAAAUUGUGGGUCAGUAGAUGUUUUCCAAUUAAAAGAAGGUGUAAAACCACAGGAUUUCAAGGAGAGAGUAAAGACAAUGGUACAGUGGUUCUCAGAUUUUAGUGAUGAACAAAAGAAUCUUGUUCUUAAAGAACUCCUUAUUGGUUGUGAAUUGCCUCAGUUACAUCUGCUGUCUGUCAAGAUGGAGGCAAACCUGCACCAUGGUUGUCCACCUAAUUGUCAGGACCUGAUCACAUGGCUGCCGACUAAUCAGGCGACCAGGAUUCUCUCCUACAUGGAUCCAGUGAGUCUUUGUCGAGCAGCUCAGGUGUGUAAAAUAUGGUACCAGUUGUCAGAGGAGCCGUCUCUGUGGCGGAGAUUUUGUUGUCAGCCAAAAUGGCGAUUAUGUAAAGCGGCGGAACACAAACAAGUGAUUAGUCACAUGUCACAUGGUAGUAUACAGUGGAAAAAAGUGUUUGCUGAACGUUAUCGCUUACGUAACAACUGGUUGAAAGGUCGAUGUACAGUGAGAACAUUUGAAGGUCAUUCACAGGGUAUCUCUUGUGUUCAGUUUGAUGAUACUAGGAUUGUUAGUGGCUCAUCAGACAAGACUAUAAAGGUAUGGAAUAUACGGACAAAUGCCCAGUGGUCAGUGCAGACCUUAGUUGGUCACUCAGGAACGGUGAGAUGUUUACACCUUGAGGGUAAUAGACUAGUCAGUGGCUCAACAGAUUGUAUGAUUAAGGUAUGGGAUCUUUCAACCCAGGAGAGCUGGUCAAGUAUUGCUUGUAAAGUGACCAUGACCGGACACUCAGACACUGUACGAUGUUUACAGGUUGAUGAUAUGAAAGUUAUAAGUGGUUCCUAUGAUAAAACAUUAAAGAUAUGGGAUCUUCCUACAGGUAGAUGUAAGAUGACAUUGAGAGGUCAUCAGGCAGCUGUUUUAUGUGUUCAUUUCAAUGAUACAAAGGUUGUUUCGGGAUCCUGUGAUAAAACUAUUAAGGUGUGGAAUUACCAUGGUGCUUGUAUGAUGACAUUAAGUGGUCACCAAGACGCUGUCACUUGUCUUCAGUUUGAUGCCACACGGAUUGUUAGUGGUUCGCUCGAUUGUAACUUGAAGUUCUGGGACAUACAUUCAGGUGAAUGUAUCAACACGAUAGACUGGAAAGCUGCGGAGGGUCAUACGGGUGUUGUGCGAUGCUUGCAGGCGGACAGCUGGCGUCUUGUCAGUGCUGCUGAUGACAAAACCAUCAAGGUUUGGAAUCUUGAGACUGGCAAACGUCUGGUGACAUUGCGGAACCAUACGGACGGUGUAACGUGUCUACAGUUUAACGAUUUUAUCAUAGUGUCCGGUUCAUAUGACAAAACUGUAAAACUCUGGGAUUUCAGUUCCUGUUAGUGUUAUGAUUGUGCACAGAAAGAUUUUUAUAUAAAGGAUCUCGGUUUGUAAGGUUGUGUCCGUUUACAGAUUUAGAGCAAUUUAUUUCUAAUUUCUUUUCGUGAAAAACUGUGCAAUUUGAUACAGAAGGUAUCGCAUUAUAAUUGGUGCAAUUUAUAUGUGUUAUUUUAAGGUAAAAAAAUGUGACUAUGUUAGAUGUGAAAAAGGCAUGGCUCAUCCAGUUUAAGGUCAACUUGGUCAUUUACAAUGUCUAUAACAAACUCUGGGCCUCCGUGGCCGAGUGGUUAAGGUCGCUGACUUCAAAUCACUUGCCCCUCAUCGAUGUGGGUUUGAGCCUCACUCGGGGUGUUGAAUUCUUCAUGUGAGGAAGCCAUCCAGCUGGCUUACGGAAGGUCGGUGGUUCUACCCAGGUGCCCGCUCUUGAUGAAAUAAUGCACGGAGGGGCACCUGGGGUCUUCCUCCACCAUUAAAGCUGGAAAGUUGCCAUAUGACCUAUCAUGUGCCGGUGCAACGUUAAAUCGAACUAAAAAAAAAAAAAAACUAUAACAAACUCAAUUGUUUUUUUAUACUUGAAAUGUAGAUGUACUUUAAAUUCCAAAACAGUAAAAGCAUCUUCAUGUACCAUAUACAUGUAUUAACUAGGUCAUUAGUGCAAUAUUUUGGAACCAAAGGCCUGAAACUGCAUUUUUCAGAACAGUGAUAGGAACAUAUUUUUUACCUAAAGAUUGUUAGGGAAAGGCUUGACUAGCACAGAGUCUUAGUUUCUAUUACAUGAACGAUUUUAAUUAUUUCCCUGUAGUCUCAUUGACAAGAUUACAGGAUAUUAAGAGACCAAGUUGACCCAUAAUGCCCUCGAUGUUAUUUACCGUCUGCUGAUAAAGUGUCAUUUAACUCGCAUCUGCUGAUUAUGGGCAUUUACUAAGGAAGAUAUAUUGCAGGAAAAUGAUAACCUGUUAUAAGUAUUUUGAAAACUGAAUUUUUAAUGUGAAUCUGUUUUAAGGGCUAUAUAAUGCAUUUUUAAAACUUGUUUUAGACUAUAUUUGUAUAUAUAUUUGAGAAAUGUUCUGUCAUUGAGAUAUGCUAUAUUUUUAUUUUGUAAAAUAUUCGUUAUACUGUUAGAAAUGUUGUGCUAAUAUAUUAAUAGUAUAUGGAGAUUUUUAUAUUUCGAAUAUUUUGUAUAAAAUGGCAAAUGUUGUUAAUAGGUUGUGUUUGAAGAUUAAUUUAUUUUAGUUUUCAAUGGUUGUGAAAAAACGACAGUGAUAAAGUUUGGUUUAUACGAGAAUUUUAUUGCUUUGAUGUACCGGGUAUUAACAAAAAUUGAAUAAUUGAUGAACUUGAAAUUUUUUUGAUAACACAUUUUGACUGCAGCUUGUAGGCUAUAGUGUUGGUGGGAAGGAUUUAUUUUUCUUUUUGUUAGGAUUUUUAAAAAAUCAAGAACAAACAGUUUUGUUUUAUUUUUGUUGUAAUUGUUCUAGAUAGUUGUAUUUUUUAUACUUCUUGGUUCCUAGAUGUAAAGCAGAGUUUGGAGACCAGUCUUUAAACUCUAGCAUCUGAUUGGUGGACUUAGAGUUCAGUUUUGAAAUUGACCAAUGACAAUACUGAAUUAUGAGACUGGUCUCCAAACUUAAGUUUUAUAACCAAGAGUCCAUAUUAUGUAUUUUGAGACACAAACUGAGAUUGAUGUAUGGUCUUUAAGCUUCCAGAUAUGAAAUAUUGUACCAGUAAUUUAUCCUUACAUUGUAAGAUGUCCAUGCUCAAACUUACUAUUUUUUUAGGCAGGGUAGAGCUAGUGCGAUAUUUAUGUGUAGAAUUUUGAUUUUAAUCUAUUAGAAUACCUUUGUAGUAAUUGUACAUUCUUUCUUCAUUUCCACUAUAUGCAAAAGAAUUGCAGUUUUACACCCAUCUGAGCAGUCUGGUUUAUUCUCUAUAAGCAGUGAUAUUUAUAGUAUCUUUUAAAAAGCGGUUCUUAUUCAAGCUUCGGACAAGUUAUCAUUUGUUUACUUGGAAUGAAAGUCUGCAUUGUUGUAAACAUGAGCACUUUGCAAGCUCUUCCUCUAACAAGAUCAGUGUCUUUAAAAUAAUUUUGUAUGUAAAAUUUGACACAGUAUGAUUAUGAUAAAUGUCAUUUUUAGCUUGACUUUUCAAAGAAAAAGUAGAGCUAUUGCACUCGCCCAGGUGUCGGCAUCGCCGUUGGUUAAAGUUUUUGAUAAAGUCAAAUAUCUCUGUUACUAUCAAAGCUAUUGACUUGAAAUUUAAAAUACUUAUUUACUAUCAAAGUCUGCACCAGGAGAAACAAUCCCCAUAACUCUGAUUUUGAUUUUGACAGAAUUAUGUCCCUUUUUAACUUAGAAUUUUUGGUUAAAGUUUUUGAUAAAGUCAAAUAUCUGUUACUAUCAAAUCUAUUGACUUGAAACUUAAAAUAGUUAUUUACCAUCAAAGUCUACACUAGAAGAAACAAUCCCCAUAAAUCUGGUUUAAAUUUUGACAGAAUUAUGCCCCUUUCUAACUUAGAAUUUUUUGUUAAAAUUUUUGAUAAAGUCAAAUAUCUCCGUUACUAUUAAAGCUUUUGACUUGAAACUUAAACAGUUAUUUACUAUCAAAGUCUACACCAUGAGAAACAGUCUCCAUUACUCUGGUUUGAAUUUUGACAGAGUUAUGUCCUUUUUUAACUUGGAAUUUUUUUUACUAGCAAAGCUCUAUUUCAGAGUCAAGCACUGAGAAAAGUCGAGCGCGCUGUCUUACGGACAGCUCUUGUUCUUUAGGGCCACGACUCAUUUCUUUGCUUAUAGCUUCAAACAUUAAACUUGUCAGAUUUUAUAAAUAAACUGUAUCUUUUAUUUUCAAAUAAUUACUAGGGAUAGUAAAUAAGGUCUAAGAAUAAUUCUCUGCUGGGGCUAUAAUAGGGAAGAAAGCAUUUUUAUAGAAUAAAAGCUUUUUCUCAGUUUUUCCACAAACUUUUUAAAUGUAUUUCUUUUCCUCAGUUUUUCUGUCUUAGUUAUUCCACAAACUUUUUUUAAUGUACCUCUUACCUUAUUGCAUACAAGUGCCAUGACAAAAAUAAUAUGUUGAUCUCUUCAAGUAAAAGAAUUGUUUCAAAAGGUUAAGGUAGAGAAUGAUAUAUUUUUGUGCUUGAAACUAGAUUUAUAAAUUUUGCAUCCCUAAAUAGCAUCUGGCAAAGAAGUUAAAAUUAUCAUAAGAAACAUUACAAAUUUGAAGAAAAAAAUUCAAGACAUUAGUUUAAGCCCUCAUAUUGAAGCUUGUAAGGUUAUCUGUUGUAAGUUACCUCCCUUAGUGUUGCUGUGAAUGACCAUACAUACAGUUUAAAACAUUUUCAUUAGUGAUGCUAAGAAACCCAAUCAUUUGUAAAUUUUGCAGAAAAGCUCUCAGAGUUCUUUUACAAUUGUGGAUAAUUUUGCUUUGCAGUUAAACCUUAUUAAGCAGCCAGCCUAGGAACCAGUAGUCUGGCUACUUAAGCAAAGUUAAAAAGUAAGAGGUCGGUAUGGGAAGUUAGCAGACCGACUGGUUAAUACAGGUUAUCACUUAGGCAGUUUCUAUUGUACUUAUUGGCAUACUUGUAAAAUAUCAACUUUGAUAUUUAUUAUAUUUAGCCAUAAUUUCAAUGGUCAUCCAAAUUAAAUUUGUAAGCAUAGAAUGCAGCCAAGCAAAAUAAUUCCUAGAGAGGAAGUAAAAUGCACCCCACUUCACACUAGCUUAAGUGGUACUUAUCUUGUAAAAUUGAAUACAUACACUGAUCCUAGAGGAAUCGAAGGAACAAUGGCAGUUGUUAGUCGAAGUAUAGUGCAGUGUUUUAUCUCAACGACAUAUCAUGUACAAAGUAAAUGAUAUUCUUUGGAAGCAGAGACCUAUGAGGGACAUUCAAAAAUAUUUCUUACUUUCUUUUAAGGAAAAUAUAAUAGAAUAGAUUUCAUUGAAAACAGUUACUUUUCUACUAUAAGUAAAAGGCAAUUUUACAAUACACUGAUAUGGUUUAAAAACACAAACUCUCUUCUCUCUGCACAGUGUAUAUAUUUAAUGACAUAACGAGUACGGAGUGUGAAAUUAUUAUAUCCUGUUUUUUAUCCAUAUACUAAGUAUAGUUACACGCUUAGUAGAAUAAGUGACUAGACUUCUUAUGUAAAAUAUUCUUAUGCAUUUACCGUGCUGUUUUACCCACUUACCAUAUAAAUUUUUCCUAAGCUAACCCCAGUCAUGAUCGAUAAUAUUCUUUCAAUGGUCAGUCAUUACCAAGUGCAUCUUGGGCAGAUUUCAAAAUGUCACAGCUUAUUUUUGCCUUGCAUCAUCUGUCGUCAUCUUUCAGUAAAUAUUUCAAAUAGCAAACUUUCUUAUGUAAUUUCAACACUAGUUCAUUUUUCAUAUUGAAUAGUUUGGCAGUUUUUGGUACUUCCUGCAUCAUUUUAACAAAUUUUGUUUUGGCAUCGUGCCAAGACACACACAAACUUCAUUUUUGCCCUCAUUUCAAACUUUUCCAGCGACACCAUAUUUUUGUGCAAAUUUUAGUUUGAAUUACAUCAAAUUUAGAAGCUAGGUUAAGCUACAGUCACACAGAAGUACGGAUUACUACUUUGAGGUACUGAUCGAUAUGGAUUAGUAUGCUUCUAGACGUAGCUAUCCGUGCCGUAUGUGUGACUGGGGUAUAAUGGCGACAUUAUCUCACAGCAGAUUUUUAAAGCUAAAAUUUGUCAAGGUGCUUUAACAAGUUUAAAGAAAAGUAAAACACUGUGCACAGCAAAUGUGUUGCUAUAUUGUAAAUGUUUGUUGCCAUCCUUAAUUUUUUUUUUUAUCAUAAAGUUUUCAAAUUAAAAUCAUUAUGAAUUGUUAUUUGAGGAAAAUAGUUACGUUAUUUUUUAUCAUACGGUAAGCUAAGCUCAUUUUCGUUAAUUCCUUUUUUCUAGUCCCUUAUGUUAAAUGUGUUCUAGUCUCCGCAAUGAAGGUCAUACCAAUAAAUGAGCCGAGCCAUGAGAAAACCAACAUAAUGCGUUUGUAACCAGUCUGGUCAGGAUCCAUGCUGUUCACUAAGGGUUUCUCUAAAUGCAAUAGGCUGGUGGACGCGCAGGCUGGUCUGGAUCCAUGCUGGUCGCAAAUGUUGGUUUUCUCAUGGGGCGGCUCAUAUGAGCCAUAUUUCAAAAUACUGUAAAAUAUGGCAGACAGUCUAUUAUUAAUUUGUACAAUAUAAAAAGGGUGUCUAUUACCCAUCAACCUAUUCAAGUACAAUAAAUUGCCCAUUUUGGCCUUAAAUAUUCAACAUGUAUUCUCUUCUCCCUAGUUUUAAGAAUAAGAAAACAGAAUUUUCAAUACCUUAUUCAGUGGAUUAUUCAAUGAAUUAGUGGAACAUUCACUAGUUAAGCAAUUUAUGCAUAACAUGCAUUUUAUUUUUCUAUAAAUUCUCAAUGUUGUGAUUUUAUAAUUUUUCAAUGUUAUAUUGUCUAAAAUUUUAGCUAUAUAACAGCAUAACAUAGACAAGUAAAAAAACUUUAAAUCUAA
Mercenaria mercenaria is the source of this 8064-nucleotide messenger RNA. RefSeq lists its product as uncharacterized. Gene Ontology annotation, molecular function: protein binding. The transcript is spliced from 12 exons. The record is from RefSeq and is a predicted model, not a curated record. Bases 463 to 2562 code for a protein of 699 amino acids. Lineage: Eukaryota; Metazoa; Mollusca; Bivalvia; Venerida; Veneridae.